AGAGUUCCUGUGCUGCCCUUCAAAAGCCAGAUAUGUUUUGUCUUAACUUCAGUGGCCGUUGUUUAGGUCUGCACAGCCUGAGGUCGCGUGGUUAUUGUCUUAUGUUUAUAAUCCAGCUGAAAGUCAAGCUCCAGACACAAUACAAGAGAGAUAGGAAGAAUAAAGUUCUGCACUGGAGACCUCGCAGUUGAACACGUAGGGAACAAGUCAUUUUUAAGCAGGAAAAGGAAUGUAUUCAGAUGUAAUAAAACCACGUUCUGCCACUGCCUUGUGAAGUUCCCAGAGAAAGGCGCUGCUUUGAGCCACCGCAUCUGCCUCUCGCAGUCUGGCGCUCGGGAGACUCCAUCCCGCUCCACCAGCGCUGUCACACUGCUAUUAUUAGUUGAUCGCUCUCCAUGUGCCAUGAACCGACCCGGGACCUGAGGGCCGUAGGUAGGAUCUGAAAGCAAUCCUAAAACACCCCGGGUGCAGAGCACAAAGCAGUAACCAUGAAUGACAUUGCACAGAAAACCGAGAUUCUGCUCUCUUCAUCUAAACCCGUCCCAAAGUCCUAUGUGCCCAAGCUUCACAAGGGGGAUGUGAAGGACAAAUUUGAAGCUAUGCAGAAAGCAAGGGAAGAAAGAAAUCAAAGGAGAUCUAGAGAUGAAAAGCAAAGAAGAAAAGAACAAUAUGUUAGAGAGAGAGAAUGGAACAGGAGAAAGCAGGAGAUGAAAGAGCUGCUGGCUUCUGAUGAAGACGAUGACACCAAACCAUCCAAAGCAGAAAAAGGUUAUGUCCCAAAACUAAUAGGAACUGUUAAAGGCAAGUUUGAAGAAAUGGAGAAGCAAAGGCAAGAAGAAGAAAGGAAAAGGACGGAAGAGGAGAGAAAGCGCAGACUGGAACAAGAUCUGAUUGAGAGAAGAAAAAUCCAGAGAGAACUGGCCAAGAAAGCACAGGAGAUUGGUGACUUUACCAAUUCGGGGACUGACUCAGCAGCUGAGGAAGGGGAUGAUUCACUGCUAGUUACAGUAGUGCCUGUGAAACCCACCAAGACACCUGGGAAGAUGAAAAUCAACUGUGAGAACACAGGAGAGGAGAGAGCAGAACAGAGACAGACCCCGGAGGAAGAGAUGAAGAAUGAAACCCAACUCCUGUCGUUUGUCACGGGUGAGGAUGGCAGCAGUGACGCCCCCGAGGCUGUGUCCCCCGGCAAGCUGCGGGUGACGUUCGAGGAGCUGGAGCGGCAGCGGCAGGAGCAGCAGAGGCGGCGGGCGGAGCAGCAGGCGCGGCAGCGGCGGCAGCAGGAGAGACGAGCCCUGCAGGGAGCGGUAAACGAAGGUGGCGAUGAAGACUCCGAAAAUUCCGUUCCGGAAUUCCGCCCUGGGAAACUGAGACUGAGUUUUGAGGAGCUGGAAAGGCAGAGGAGGGAGGAGGAGAAGAGGAGAGCAGAGGAGGAAGCAAAACGCCGCAUGGAGGAGGAGAAGAGGGCGUUUGCUGAGGCCAGGAGGAACAUGGUGCUGGAUGAGGAAUCACCAGAAAUGUUUAAAACAUUCUCUCAAGAGUCCCUCGUGCCUGGGAAACUGGAAAUCAACUUUGAGGAGCUGCUGAGACAGAAGAUGGAAGAGGAGAAGAGACGCACCGAGGAGGAGCGUCGGCAAAAGCUGGAGCUGGAGAGGCAGGAAUUCCAACAGCUGAGGCAGGAAAUGGGAGAGCUGGAAGAGGAGUGUGAAACUUUUGAGCUGAGCAAAGAAUACGAAGAACUGAUCAAGCUAAAAAGAAGUGGUUCUAUUCAGGCAAAGAACCUGAAAAGCAAGUUUGAGAAAAUAGGGCAGCUGUCUCAAGCAGAAAUACAGAAGAAGAUUGAGGAGGAGAGAGCAAAGAGAAGAGCAAUGGAUGAAGAGAUAAGAGAAAGGGAAGCUGAGAAAUUCCAAGAGGAGGACGACGUAGAUGUGAGACCGGCCAAGAAAUGCGAGGCUCCCUUCACUCACAAGGUGAACAUGAGGGCCCGUUUCGAGCAGAUGGCGCGGGCGCGGCAGGAGGAGGAGCAGAGGAGGAUCGAGGAGCAGAAACUCCUGCGCAUGCAGUUCGAGCAGAAGGAGAUCGAUGCAGCCCUACAGAAGAAAAGAGAAGAGGAGGAAGAUGAAGAGGGAAGCAUCAUUAACGGUUCUGCUUGUGAAGAUGAGGAGGAUCAAGCUCGAUCUGGAGCUCCCUGGUUCAAGAAGUCCCUGAAAAACACGUCUGUUGUCGAUGGCGAGCCAGUGAGAUUUACAGUGAAAAUCACCGGAGAGCCAAAGCCUGAAGUGACGUGGUGGUUUGAGGGGGAGAUGCUGCAGGACUCUGAGGACUAUCAGUACAUUGAGAGAGGAGAAACCUACUGCCUUUACCUGCCAGAAACCUUCCCAGAGGAUGAAGGGGAAUACAUGUGCAAAGCUGUCAACAACAGAGGCUCAGCUGCCAGCACCUGCAUCCUCACCAUUGAAACUGAUGACUACUAAUGCUCUACCUUAGCUGGAAUCUUUCUUCCCCUCAACCUUCUUACUGCAUCAUCUCUCUCUCUGAUGGGGCCAACUAAAGAAAAGGAUAUGCAAUUAUUUGUCAUUCCUGCAUCACAAUAACCUGCAAAUUAUGAGUGUGUCUGGAUUCCCUUCGAGGCAAAAAUCAGUUUUAAAGGCUAAAAAAAAAAAAUCAAUGUAUGAAAGAUCAACAAAGGAGAAAGCUGAAUUAAAAUAGUGCUCCCCCAGUAAAGACCAACUGCUGCCUAAGAGAAUAAACUGAAUAAGCAGCUGGAACUCUGUGUCCUGGUGUCAGUGUGUUGGGACAUUCUGCAUGAGCACUGAAUAUUUCAGCUCUUUAUCCCACAGGCACUGAACUGGCAAAAGGAAAUGUUUACUGAUGAUGGUCAGACACCCAAGUGCACUGUUUUUAAAGAAUUAAAGAUCACCCAAGUGCUCACCACUUUCCAAAGAGAAUUACUUGUUUCAAAAUGGGCUUGCACUUAACGUGCUGUGCCCUGCCCAGCCUGUGCAGAUGAUAAUCCUGCAGCACAACAUCUCCCUCAGGUGUGUUGUGGUCCUCACAAUACCAACACUGUCUUGGAAAACUGCUGCUUUUCUCACUGAUUAAAGGAUGCAGGGACGGCUGGUGACAUUUAUGACUGGCUCAGAUUUUAAGUUUAAAGAAACAAGCUUAAAAAAUCUUGUCAGAAAGUGCCUGUUUAUAAUCUUAAUGCAAUGACUUUACUGCCCCAUCUCUAAACAUUGUCUCGAGGCCACUGGACUGUUUUUCUCUGACCCCUCCUGACAUCAACAUCCAUGUCACUGUGCCAUCACCAUCUGACCCUGAUUCAGCUUCUUUAGGAGCAACUUUACCAAAAAACCAUCACAUUUGAAAUGACAGGACGUGUGCACAGCCUUGACAAAGCCAAGGCAAGCUGCAGUAAAUGAAAGUUCUGCAGUCACUUCAAAAGGAAAUCUCCCUGUGGCAGAACCUGCUGCUCUCUGGGCUGUUCCCUACUGGAAUUCACUUCUGCCUCGAUAAAAAAUGGCCCCAAGUUUUCCAUUGGUAUUUCCCCCACGGGCCAUUUAACCAGACCGUCCCUCAUUUCACAUGGGUGAUGCCCAUGCACUCGAGCACCAGGUGCUGCAACAUUUCCCCUCUGAAGCUGUUAUUUCAAACUAACACAGGCAGGGACAGGAGCAUAAAGAAGACAAAACCAUUGCUAUUAUUAUCCAUCAGUUUACAUUUAUUGAGAAAAAAACCAUACAAAAGCCAUUAUACAGUUAAUGUGUACCCAUAUUACAUACAAUGUCAAUGCAAGCUCAAAACCACAUUUUUGUAAAGCAUUCAAUUUACCUCAAGUCCAAGCUGCAUCUCCCUAAGACACUGUUCCCAUCACAGUUGCCUUUUUAAGCCAAUCUUCGUUUUACACACGGGUAGUUUCUGCAGAGAACACUUUUCUCAGGACGAAAAGGCAUUCACAUGCACGCAAGAGAAAUAUUUGGGCACACAUAAGAGUUUCACAAGCUAGCUAUACUAGGGAAGAGGGGAUCCUGGCAAUUGUAUGCUUGCUGAAAAGCCCAGGCAUCCCUUCCUCCCCCCAGCUUCCAGGAAAAAAGCAAAAUAAAGAGCUUUUAGCAUGCAAUGGAAAACUUAAAAGAGUUACUCUGGAAGAGAACAGGGGAGAAACAGCUUCUACCAUC
Molecule: messenger RNA, 4178 nt
Organism: Myiozetetes cayanensis
Lineage: Eukaryota; Metazoa; Chordata; Aves; Passeriformes; Tyrannidae
Gene: NEXN
Product: nexilin F-actin binding protein
Exons: 14
Coding region: 489-2474 (661 amino acids)
Biological process (GO): dendrite self-avoidance; axon guidance; homophilic cell-cell adhesion
Cellular component (GO): axon; plasma membrane
Molecular function (GO): cell-cell adhesion mediator activity
Source: RefSeq, a predicted model, not a curated record